Vidua chalybeata is the source of this 4108-nucleotide messenger RNA. RefSeq names its product CXADR like membrane protein (gene CLMP). Gene Ontology annotation, cellular component: cell surface; cytoplasmic microtubule; membrane. The transcript is spliced from 7 exons. NCBI's taxonomy places the organism in Eukaryota, Metazoa, Chordata, Aves, Passeriformes, Viduidae. The record is from RefSeq and is a predicted model, not a curated record. The coding region runs from base 112 to 1227 and encodes 371 amino acids.
UACACUCAGUGCAUUCCAGAGGCGUUCCUUUGAAUCCUGUGCAGGUCUGCCUGCCGUCCUUGGGAGAGAGGAAGAAAAAGGGAGGAAAAGUCCCUCUUGCUGGGAGACGGAAUGUCUGCAUUUUCAAUCCUCUUCUUAGCUUCCUGUUCUGUUUGGCUCUGCGCGGCUCAGACUGAGUUCAAGAGGGUGGCUGAAGAAAACGUGACCCUGCCCUGCCACCACCGCCUGGGGCUGCUGGAGCAGGGCAGCCUGGACAUCGAGUGGCUGCUGCACAUCUCCGAGACCGUGCAGAAAGCGGUGAUCACCUACUCUGGAGGCCGUGUCUAUGAUGACCUGAACGAGGAGCAGAAGGGCCGUGUCUCCUUCACCUCCAACUUCCUUGCUGGAGAUGCAUCCUUGCAAAUCAUCUCCCUGCAGUCCAGCGAUGCAGGGAAGUACAUCUGCAAGGUCAAGAACGCGGGGCAGUACGAGUGGGCUCGCAUCACCCUCAAGGUUGUGGAGAAACCCUCCAAGCCCAAGUGCUGGCUGGAGGGGGAGAUGCUGGAAGGGAAGGAGCUGUCGCUGCAGUGCCGCUCCGCCUCGGGCACUGCCCCCAUCUCCUACCGCUGGCAGCGCAUCAGCGAGGAGGACGAGAGAGCCGAGCACCUCCCGCCCAACUCCAGAGUCAACAUCUCCAACCCCGGGCAGGUCCUGCUGAAGAACCUCACGCAGAUGAGCACGGGGCUGUACCAGUGCGUGGCCACCAACGAGGCGGGGCAGGAGAGCUGCGCGCUGCGGGUGACGGUGCAGCAUGCACAAAACAUCAGCAUGAUCGCCGGGGCAGUGUGUGGAGUGGUGGUGGGGCUCUCCCUCCUUUUCCUGGUGGUCAGGCUCACCAUCAGGAGGAAAGAAAAGAAGAGAUACGAGGAAGAGGAGGCACCGAAUGAAAUCAGGGAAGAUGCCGAGGCACCCAAGGCGCACCUCGUCAAACCCAGCUCCUCCUCCUCCGGCUCCCGGAGCUCCCGCUCGGGCUCCUCCUCCACCAGGUCCACAGCCAACAGUGCCUCCCGCAGCCAGCGGACUUUGUCCACGGAAGCCACUCCGCACCUGACCCCGCCGCAGUACAGCCAGCGGCAGGCGGACAGGAGGGAGCCGGAGCCCCGGAGAGGGGAUUACGGGCAGCUGGUGAAGGUGGCAGCGCCGGCGGCGAUGGUGCCCGCGCAGAGCCGCGCCUUCCAGACCGUGUGAGCCGCCCCGGAGCGUCCCCUGGCCAGCAGCGACACUUCACACAGCACCAGCCACUUAGCAUCGCUCGGGUAGCUCGUUCUCUUCCUGGUCAGCUUCGUCCUAGUCACUCGGGAUUAUUCACACCCUCCCACUCGAUUCUUUCGGAGCGUCACUGAGGUUCUGAUUUAGAGAAAGAUUUAUUGGAGGCGAAAAGGGAGCUUAUUUUUAAAUUAUAUUUUUGUUUGUUUGUUUGUUUGUUUGUUUUCCUUUGAAAAUGGAACACUGAGCAUUUAAAACCUACGACAGCAAAGCUGUGCUGUCGAGUGAAACUGUAUGAGUGAAAAGAAGCCAAACCUCAGGAUUUUUUAAAAAGGGAUCAACAAAGACUUAAAGAUGCAUAAUAUUCCAGAGAGGUUUUGUGGGGAGGGAGAAGUCUCUUGGACUGGUUUUGGAGAAGUUUCUCGAAGAUGUGUUGUCCUAAGUGAAGAUUUUGAGGCUGAGGGUGUCCAGCCUCAAAGGGAACUGACAGGUGCUUCACAUUUUCUGCAUUCAGUGACAUACUGGAGGCUGUAACUAAAGUGGAAAUUAAAGGAUCACUCCCAAAGGACAAGAAAUGCAGUAUUAAGGAGUCUGAACUAAACUCUGUACUAAAGACAAAGGACCUUUUCCAUCAAGAAAAGAGGUGCUUUAAUCGCCAGAAUAAACUUCGGGCCAGGAGCCUGACUCUGCUUCCAUGGGCAGCACUGCAGAGCCACGGGAGCCACGCUGGAGGGGUGCCCGUGGCUACUGAGCCUUAGAGAGAGGAGAACUGGGCACUGAGCCCAGCAGUGCCCGGGUGGGGAGGGCCACCAAUGUACCAAAAAGCCUGGAUGGAGCCUUGGGAAGAGCUCUCAGUCAUUGCCAGCUGGAGGAUUGGCCAGGUUUGGGGGAGCUGUGCUGCAGAAGCCUUAUGGAAAGUUCUUCCCGAGUCUGAGUGAACAGCACUCCCCAGCUGACCCCCAGGGAAGGCCUGAAGGGUUCCCUGACAGAGGAAAACACACCUGGGACAGGUAAAGAAGCACAAAACGCUGCUCCCAUCAGGACAUCUUUGUGUGCAUUGUCCCACUCCUACACCAAAUGCUGGGCCAUGUGCCAGGGCUGAGGCUUAAACCUUUAGCAAGACUCUUAAAAAAUGGCAAGAAUUGUAAAAAACAUUCUUUGUGAGCAACCAGGUUAAGCGUUUCCACGGCAUCUGAAGUUAGGAAAGGAUGGGAGGUAGGGACAGAUGCAGAAUUCUGUCAUUGAUGUUUUCCUCUGAAGGACUUGGCUCUGACCACUGCUACACACAAGACACUGAGCUUGUAGGUUCUAGAUUCCUGUAUUCCUAGACUGGUGAUUUUCUGUUUCAAAAAUGAGGGUGUUUGGGUUUUUUUCUCCACUGGGGGGAGGGAAAGGGUUUCUCCAAUUUGUGGAAAGAGCUUAAAGAAGAUGGAUGAGCACAGAAGAACCACAGAUCUAUAAUUCUUUCACUCCAGGAUUGUCAUUAAUCUCCUUUUCUCACUGAGACCCAGAAUUCUAAUUUCUUUACUUGAGAUCUUUGACAACCUGAGCAAAGCCACUUCCAUAUGGGAAAGAGUUUUCAAACUUACCCUACAGGAUGUAAGAACUUCUCUUCCUAGGAGCACUCACUCAAAAUUCCAUUGCUUUCUCUACCCCAGAUUUAACCCCUGGCAGGACAAAUUACUGAUGCUGUGCAGGUAAAACAAUGCCAGUUUUAAAAAGGGAGGCCUGGUACGAGGUGUUUGAUAAGCUGCUCCUCCCAUGCCAGCUGCUGGUGGUGGAUACUCUGUCAUUCCACCCUGGAUGCUCCAGGAGCACAUCCCUGCAUCAGCUGGGUGGGGGCAGCAGCUCUGUGUGUCUGUGAUUCCUCUGCAGUUGGUUUUUUCCUGAGCCCUGAAGGUUCAGGUGCUCCAAAGCACUCCCGAGCCACUCCAGAGCUGGGAAAAUUCCAAAAGCAGGAACAGGGUGGUGAAAGCAGCUUGUGGGUUCUUCUGUGGGUGCUCACUGUGCUGAACACUCCCUGAGGAUCCUCACCCCGUGCACAGAGAGCCAGGAGUGCUUUUCCCUGAGCCUCCAGGAGCUGCUCACCACAAACCCAGCGUGACAGUUCCAACAGCUGAGCUGGCCACAGCCCGAGAGCCAAAGGCUCUGGGGCAGCUUUGAGUCCCAGCCCAGCCUGGUAAUUAGCAGAGAGGAGGCUCUGCAGCCUGGAGGGAGGAGAAUUUGCCCUGGCAGGUUUUCCUGGAGCCUUUGGAAACCACUCCUUGUGCUGUGAGCUCUGCUGGCAGGGGCUGAGAGCUCCGGGGCCCUGGGGAGGCUCAGGCAGAGGGGCAGUGGCUGAAGCCUGCUCUGGGGGAUCCAUCCUGCCUGCUCCAAGCCCUCUUGGCUCAGAAUUUCCAUCCUCUUGGGAUGCAGGUGCUGUCCAGGUACCCGCUUCAGCCCACACAUCAGUGACUCACAGGGAAGGGAAAAGUUCAUCACCAAAGGGAGCAGGAGAAAGGGAUCAUUCCAAAGUUAUUCGAUUUUCCAAGCUCCAGCCCACCAGGAGUUGCACAAGGGAAGCAAAUAAGCCAAACCCUGUUUUGUAAAAUAGUGUAUUAAAGCAUUUACUGUCAUAUACCAGCUAUUAAUUGUGUGAUUAAAUGCCUACCAUGUUAUGUAGCUUUUUGUUUCUCAGCAGCUAAACUAAGCUUCCAUCUCUGCUGCCUGCUAUGAUUGGUGUACUUGUACUGUGUCCGAACAACUCAGAGGAAAGCAAAUAUUUAUUAUUGAUUCCUUUGAAUCAAUGAUUUAAUAAUUUUUUUUUUGGUUGGUUGUUUUAUAAAUAAAGGUGCUGCAGCUGAAGCGCUGCAGCUCAACUCAA